Bactrocera dorsalis (oriental fruit fly) is the source of this 1565-nucleotide messenger RNA. Its product is annotated as lipase 3. Gene Ontology annotation, molecular function: hydrolase activity, acting on ester bonds. Lineage: Eukaryota; Metazoa; Arthropoda; Insecta; Diptera; Tephritidae. The transcript has 3 exons. The coding region runs from base 175 to 1416 and encodes 413 amino acids. The record is from RefSeq and is a predicted model, not a curated record.
GAUUUCAUAUUGACAGUUUAGUAGAUUAAGCGACGCUUGAGAGUCAGGCCUGUCCGCGUGUUUAGCAAGUGUUUGAGCAAUUAUCGAAAAAAAUUGUUUUUAUGAUUUUGUGUUUUUGCUUUUUUAUUUUUUUUAUUUUUACUUGAAUGCCGUUAGUAAUAAAAAAUCAUUGAGAUGAUCAUCAUGUGUCGAGACUUGUUUGAAAUGCGCUUAGAGAAAAUGUUUGUGUUAUUUAUUGUUGUGCUAAGUGCGUUUGUGACAACAAUUGAGUGUAAUUUAACGCCCCGCAAUAUAGCGCUGCACAACUAUCCGUUGGAAGAACAUACAGUGCAAACCAGCGAUGGCUACCUUCUCAGUACUUACCGCAUACCAGCACUAACCGCCAAAAGGAACGGAGUCGUACUACUACAGCACGGUUUCACACUCUCUUCCGACGUUUGGCUGCUGCGUGGUCCUAAAGAAGAUCUGCCCUACUUACUUGCCGACGCUGGCUACGACGUCUGGCUGGGCAAUCACCGCGGCAAUGAAUAUGGACUCAAACAUAGUAACUUAGAUCCAAUAGCGAAUAGAAAACACUUUUGGAAUUUCACCUGGCACGAAAUGGGCUACUAUGAUCUGCCAAAUAUAAUCGAUUAUAUACUUGAGGAAACCGGUGAAAAGUCCUUGCAUUAUGUGGGUUAUUCACAGGGUGGCUUGGUAGCGUUGGUGCUGCUGAUGACACGACCCGAAUAUGCCGAAAAAUUUAAGUCAUUGCAAUUCACUGCGCCCACUGUAUAUAUGCGGAAUCUCAAUGUUCCGGUGCCUGCUUCCUGGAUCGGUAAGCUACGUAACUAUUUAUCACAUUUCUUGGAUUGGUGGGGCUAUGGCGAAACCCUGCAAUUUGCGCGUUGGAAUUUGCAUAAACGGAUGUGUAAAGCGAUGUGUGCCGAUGGCGCCUGGCUUAGACCGUUUUUUAAGAAAAUAUUUAGUAUGAUCGGUGGACCGGUGGCUGCAAAUGAGGAUUAUGAGCACAUUUUAACGGAAAUUUGUGGUAGUGUUCCGGUGGGCGCCUCAAGUAAGCAACUCCUUCAUUAUAUGCAGCUAUACGCCACUGGCGGUUUUACGCAAUUCGACUAUGGUAGUGCUGAUCGUAAUUUACGUCAAUACGGUCAAGUGCUGGCGCCCAGCUAUAAUGUGAGCUCCAUUAAAAAUUGCAUCUCGAUAUAUUACAGUGAAACUGAUAAAAUGUGCGGGCCGGAAGAUGUGCGUCAGCUCGGUAGAGAUCUGCAAUGUGCAGAGUUGCAUCGUUUGCCUUAUGCCGCAUGGAAUCAUGGAGAUUUCGUUUGGUCGCGCCAUGCUCGGCAUGCUCUACACGAACCUAUCAUAGCGAAAAUUGACGCUUGGCGGGAUGGCAUGGAAAUAAGAUUUGCACACUAAGACGGAAAACUUAGAAAACUCAGUCUAACGAGUUUGUUUGUAUUUUGUAAAUAUUAUUAUAAUUUCUCUUGUUGAGAAGCUGGCUGAUCUAAAUUUAAAUAAUUUAUUUGUUCUCAAAAUUAUUGUGCAAUAAAGUUUUAGGAAUUUAA